Solea senegalensis (Senegalese sole) is the source of this 1629-nucleotide messenger RNA. Its product is annotated as meteorin-like protein. The transcript is spliced from 5 exons. NCBI's taxonomy places the organism in Eukaryota, Metazoa, Chordata, Actinopteri, Pleuronectiformes, Soleidae. Gene Ontology annotation, molecular function: hormone activity. Bases 270 to 1139 code for a protein of 289 amino acids. The record is from RefSeq and is a predicted model, not a curated record. Gene Ontology annotation, biological process: energy homeostasis; positive regulation of brown fat cell differentiation.
CACACACACACGGUCACACCUCGCGUCUUGUCAAAAUGUUUUGUGACACAGACAAACUUCUCCUCGGCUGAACCACUCGUGUAGGAGCGAAAUCUGGAGGGACAUUUUUUGACCGGAUCGUUGCGGUCCCGCAGCUGCAGAGCGCGCGGCUGGUCUGGUUUGGUCUGGUCUGGUCUGGUGUGGCGUGGCGUGGCUUGGCGUGGUGAGUGCGGGACACGGUGACAGCAGCCGGGGCGGACUGGGACUGGGACUGUGGCUGGGACUGCACCAUGCUCCGGCCGUGGGCUGCGCCCUGGAUCGCAGCUGUGCUCCUGUGUCGCGCGCUGGCACAGUAUUCCAGUGACCAGUGCAGCUGGCGAGGAAGUGGUCUGAGCCACGAGUCUCAUCGCAGAGAUGUGGAGCAGGUCUACCUCCGCUGCUCUCAGGGAUCACUGAAAUGGCUUUAUCCCAUCGGGGCAAUCAUUGUCAACCUGCGGCCAAACACCGAGUCAUCCUCAGGACACGUGGCAGAUCUCUAUGUGUGCAUCAAACCCCGCACUUACUCCCAGGGUGCUAACGUGUACGUGGAGCGUGCCGGGGAUCUGAGGCUGUUGGUGGCCGACGGGGACCAGGCUUUGAGCACAGUGCACUGUUUCAACCUGGCAGAGGGGGCGCUGUUUGUGGAGGCCACCCCACAGACUGACAUUAGCCGCAGGAUUACGGCUUUUCAGUAUGAGCUCGUGCCCAGUCAGGGGCCCGGGGCACUCAUGUAUCCGUUCCUGCAACCUGCUCUUGUCUCCUGUAAACCCUGCUCAGACGAAGAGCUCCUCAUGGCUGUGUGCACCAGUGACUUUGCCGGAAGUGGCUUCUUUCCAGGGGUGGUGUCGGGUACUAACAAUGCCGUGACGCUGCGCAGGCUCUUUCGUCAGAAGAGCGGGGUGUUUUCUCGGGGCGGAGCCAGAGGGCGGACCUGGAGCGGUCGCGUCAAUGUUCCCUCACAGUGCGGCGUCCAUCCUGGAGAGAAUGAGUACCUUCUGACUGGCUCCGUCCAUUUCGGUGAAGCCUGGCUUGGCUGUGCCCCUCACUACAAGGACUUCCUGAAUGUGUACAUCAGAGCACAGGAAGAGGGAACAAACCCCUGUCAAAUAGACGCACACUGAGAGACCACAGCACAGCUGGAACUGUGCGGGACGGAGCGACAUUAUCUGUCGGACAGAUGAGGAGGCCUCCAUCUCUAUAGACUACUCCUGCAGACUUACCUCUGCCAUGCAGCAGAAAAGACAUUUUGAACCAUUUUUAGUUGCGGGGCGUGAAAUGUCCCCAUUGGAAUCUACGUGUGCGUGCGUGCGCGUCUGCGUGCAUGCGUGCAUGUGUGUGUGUGAGAAUGGAUGAUGAAGCUAAAUUCAAUUUGUGCCUUAGUUUCUGUUCUCAUAACGAUAAUGCUUGCGUGAUCAUUCUUGAAAUGAAAGUUUGCUUUGUAAAAAGCUUCCUGUAAAAUAGGAGUCUUCUGACAGAAGUGUCCAGUAUGCAGCUCUGUGAGUCUUUAUGUACCAAGUUUUUGUAUGUUUGUGUGUGUGUCUGUGUGUUUUGCUCGUGCGUUCUAUGGGUCUUUCUAUUUACAGAAAAUAAACCACAGUCCUUUGCCCUGUG